Molecule: messenger RNA, 1346 nt
Organism: Jatropha curcas
Lineage: Eukaryota; Viridiplantae; Streptophyta; Magnoliopsida; Malpighiales; Euphorbiaceae
Source: RefSeq, a predicted model, not a curated record
UUUGAAAAUGCCGCGAUAUGAUGAUCGCUACGCUAAUACACGACUCUAUGUUGGUCACCUGGCUUCUCGAACACGAUCUCGUGAUCUUGAAUACCUGUUCAGCAAAUAUGGAAGGUUUCUGGGCUUUUGCCUAACCUGGAGGCCUUGGUGAGAGGGUUGCCAUGGUGGAAUUGGUGGAAAUUCUUGCCGAGUUAUAGGAGAUUUUGGCGAUACUUUCUAUUAUGUUAUUGCGUGUUUUAUUGGAAUUGGCAACAAUCUCAAACUGGUGUUUAGUUCGUCUAUGAGGGGUGAAGUAUCAUACAUGCAGUACUUAAGUAAUGAUGGCCUUACUGUUUGUGGCAACCGUUUCGCAGAGUACGAGAUGUGGAUAUGAAGCGUGACUAUGCAUUUGUUGAAUUUAGUGAUCCUCGAGAUGCUGAUGAUGCACGAUAUCACUUGGAUGGUAAGGAUUUUGAUGGAAGCCGUAUCAUUGUGGAAUUCGCGAAAGGGGUACCUCGUGGUUCUCGAGAAUAUUUGGGCAGAGGUCCUCCCCCAGGAUCUGGACGCUGUUUUAAUUGUGGCAUAGAUGGCCAUUGGGCUCGAGAUUGCAAAGCUGGAGAUUGGAAAAACAAGUGUUAUCGGUGUGGAGAAAGAGGCCAUAUAGAGAGGAACUGCAAGAACAGUCCCAAGAAGCUCAAACGCGGGCGGAGUUACUCCCGAUCACCAGCUAGGUCACACUCUCCUCGCCGUGGAAGGAGCCGUAGCCCAAGUUACAGCAGAGGUCGUAGCUACAGCCGAUCAAGAUCUCCGCCACCAAAGAGAGACCGAAGUGUUGAUAUUGAAGACAGGUCCCCAAGCCAUGAGCCAAAGAAUGGUCUCCCCUCCAAGAGCAGGAAGCGCAGCCCAACGCCUGAUAAUGGUAGCCCACGCCCUUCUCCCAAAGUUCGGAAAGUGGAUGAUCAGCAAGAUAGAUCAUAUAGUGGUAGCCCAAGGAGGAGGAGCAGAAGCCCUGAAAGACAGAGCCCUGCAGAUGGGAGGUAUGAAAGUCCAGCUCAAACUAAUGGCCGCAGCCGCAGCCCCAGUCCCAGGGAUGAUAGGAGCCCUGUUGAUGAUGAUUACGAGGACAACCGCCGCUCCCCUAGAGGCAGUGAGUCACCGUAGAAGUGCAGCCUCGAAUGGAACUGGGGGUAGCCCAUUUGUGCCUUGUCAUCUUUAAGACCAUGUGUUUACUUGCUUUACUUAAAGAACUCGUAAUUAUUCAAUAUGCUUUGGAUUUAGGAAGUGUUCUCAAAAAACUUGGAUCAAGGAAGCAUAUUUUGAAUUUUCUAUUAGCUGAUUAAUUUGAUAAUGUUUGUUGUUUUGAUUUU